UUGCUGAGCAGGGAGGUCGCUAGAGGAUCCGCGAAAGGGGAGGAUUCACGUUUUAUGCGGUCCUCUCAACCCCAUCUAUAUAUACCAGCAAUGGUAUUAUCCUAUUUGAAAUUAUUUAUUUAUAAAGCGGCCUAUUAUAACUAAACAAAGAUAAAGAACUUCUUGUUUAUAAUGCUUCGUAUAAGGAAAGCAUCUACCCAAAAACAGCAAGCUGGACAACGUUCUCAACAAACGUAGGAUGAUCCGCGAACGAAUGGCUGCUAACAUAGCUAAUUUCAAUGAAGACUGCUGCAUUUUUUCGGAAAAAAAAUUAUUACGACCGACAAUCAUUGUCGUUUGACUACUUGCAAAGGACUCAAUGUGGAUUUGCACUAGGUUAUGAAAAUGAGGUUGUAAACCGCCGUCGCAGGUUCUGAAGCUUUUGGAGGAUUGUGAAAGAGGACUGUUGUAUUGUGUAAAAAGCAAAUCAGUGUCGAUGAAUAGCACCACAAGGAAUGAUAUGAAAUUUAAGACACCCUGGGGAUACUGCUUCUGCUAAGACUAUUUCCAGAAAUCUCAAUCAAAAUUGAUUGACGACAUCCUAUUGUUUUUUUCCGAAUCAUCAAAGAACGCUUCUGACGACAGGGGUUACCCCAGCUCGUUGAAGAUACAGUCAGAUCACCGCACGUUUACUCACGAAUAUACAGCAAUGUCUCUCCACAGAAGCAUCGAACUGGAGCACUUCGAGGAACGGGACAAGGCGCAUCGCUCUACUCGAGCCGUGGGCUCGAGCUCGCAGUCUGGGUCCAGGGCAAAUAGUCUGGUUCCCAGCCCAGCUCAUAGCGCCAAUUGUAGUUUGUAUCGCACCCGCACAUUGCAGGCGCUAAGUUCCGAGAAGAAAGCCAAGAAAGUUAGAUUUUACCGAAAUGGAGACAAAUAUUUCAAGGGUUUGGUGUAUGCGGUUUCCAACGACCGCUUCCGGUCCUUCGACGCUCUGCUGAUGGAACUGACCAGGUCACUGUCGGACAACAUGAACCUGCCCCAAGGAGUGCGAAGCAUAUAUUCUUUGGAUGGAACAAGGAAGAUUUUAAGCCUGGAAGAGUUAGUAGAAGGGGAGAGCUACGUCUGCGCCUCGAACGAGCCCUUCCGCAAGGUGGACUACACCAAGAACGUGAACCCCAACUGGGGCGUGAACGUGCGGGUGGCGGCGGCCGCGGCGGCGGCAGCGACGGCGGCGGCGGUGGCCUCGGGGGGCGUGGCCGUGCGCUCGCACUCCGCCCUGUCCCAGCGGAGCGAGUCGCGGGAGAGCAAGGACUUCAUCAAGCCCAAGCUGGUGACGGUGAUCCGCAGCGGCGUGAAGCCGCGCAAGGCCGUGCGCAUCCUGCUCAACAAGAAGACCGCCCACUCCUUCGAGCAGGUGCUCACCGACAUCACCGACGCCAUCAAGCUGGACUCCGGCGCGGUGAAACGCCUCUACACGCUGGACGGGAAGCAGAUCACCUGCCUGCAGGACUUCUUCGGAGACGAUGACGUGUUCGUGGCGUGCGGCCCGGAGAAGUACCGCUACGCCCAGGACGACUUCGUGCUGGACCACAGCCGCAAGGCGUCUGCGACCUUCGUCAACGAGUGCCGGGUGAUGAAGUCCUCCAGCCCUCGCCCCGCCCCAGCAGCGCGGCCCUCGGGAUCCAGAAGCCCCGGGUCCUCACGCCGCAUCAAAUCCCCAGGAACAGCGAGAAGAGCCGGACAGUAUUCUUCUGGCUACUCCCCAGUCAGAUCCCCAGCCAAUGGGACUCCUGGAAGCCAGAUCUCUACGCCCAAGUCCACAAAGUCCUCCGGCUCCUCUCCCACGAGCCCGGGGAGCAUGCGCAGCCUCAAGAUUUCUGCUCUUCACGGGUCUGCCUCCAACGUGAACGGGGCCAUAGACCAGAUGGCUGACCUGGGUCUUGAGACAGUUAACGGGAACAGGUGCCUGCUAGCCUCGGCCAUCCUGGACAAAUACAAGGUGGGCAAGGUCAUUGGAGACGGGAACUUUGCUGUUGUAAAGGAAUGCGUUGAGAGGUCCACGGGGAAGGAGUUUGCUCUGAAGAUCAUAGACAAGGCCAAGUGCAGCGGGAAGGAACACCUGAUCGCAAACGAGGUGGCCGUCCUGCGCAGGGUCAAACACCCCAACAUCAUCAUGCUGAUCGAGGAGGUGGACACGCCCACUGAGCUCUAUCUGGUCAUGGAGCUGGUUAAGGGCGGGGACCUGUUUGAUGCCAUUACCUCCUCGACCAAGUACACCGAGCGGGACGCCAGUGCCAUGGUGUUUAACCUGGCCGGUGCCCUCAAAUACCUGCACCAAAUGAGCAUCGUCCAUCGGGAUAUUAAACCCGAGAACCUGCUGGUGUGUGAGUACCCUGACGGCACCAAGUCUCUGAAGUUGGGAGACUUUGGACUGGCCACCGUGGUGGAGGGCCCGCUGUACACUGUGUGUGGGACGCCCACCUAUGUGGCCCCCGAGAUCAUCGCCGAAACAGGAUACGGGCUGAAAGUGGACAUCUGGGCCGCUGGGGUCAUCACCUACAUCCUGCUCUGCGGCUUUCCUCCGUUCCGCAGUGAGAAGAACGUUCAGGAGGAUCUGUUCGACCAGAUCCUGGUGGGACGGCUGGACUUUCCCGCCCCCUACUGGGACAACAUCACAGACUCCGCCAAAGAGCUGAUUGGCCGGAUGCUGCAGGUGAACGUGGAGGCUCGCUACACAGCGGAGGAUGUCCUCUCUCACCCCUGGGUCACUGAUGAUGCUGAGAUGGAGAAUAUUCUGAAGGUUGAGAUGACAGGUAAACUGAAGCAGCACUUUAACUCCACACCAAAGCAGAAUAACGCCUCGGCAGGAGUGUGCGUCCUCAUGGUGAGCACUGAGACUGGUCUGGCUAACAGCUAGCGCCCCACAUCUUCUCACAAGCACACUCUCUUUCACUACAAUUCAUCACUAGCGUCUCACAGUUAGAGCUAUGAUACUACUGCUAUCAUCCUGUUGCUAACAUCUCACUAUAAACAUCUUGUAUCCAACAGCGUCUCAAACACUCUUUCUCCCAAAUUCAUCGCUUACACCUCAUAAGAACCUCACCUGUUUCAUUAACAGCUCGCAUCACACAGCUUCUCACAAACACACUCUCUCUACAAUUCAUCGCUAAUACUUCACACGACCUUAUCUCUUUUGUUAAGAGAUAGCAUCCCAUAGCUUUUCACAAACACACCCUUUCUCUAAAAUAAAUCACUAACACCUCACAAGAACCCCAUGUUCCAUCAACAGCUUAUGGACCUAGCUUCUUACAAACAUCAUCUUUCAUACUAAAAGCAAAUUGCCUGCUGCCAUACAAUACAACUACAAACAUAUCUCACAAACUUUGUCCACCUGAUAUACAGUCAAUUACAGUUACAGAGAUUUUCUGUACAUCUUGGCCAGGUUUUGUAGCCUGUAAUUCAGUGGAGAUCUGCUGCAUGUCUAUAUUACUCGAUCUUAACGCAUAAUUAAAACUGAGAUUAAGCAGAGAUUAAUUAGAUAGAGAGGGGCCAAUCGCAAUGAAUGUGAAGAAGACCACCAAAUCAGCACAUUAACUGAGCAGAUUAGACCAAGGCUAUGCUGACACUGCAGGAAAUGAUGGCAUCUAAAACCCUUUCCCUGAAAAAAAAUAACCUUGUGCAGUAACAUCUAUCUGGGAUGCUGUCUACCUUAUGUUACUCAAACACAAGGUCUUUACAGAACAAUGUAAAUCCAUCACAGAACAAAGGGACAAACAUUUAUAUUUGAUGGAAGAUGGCAUGAAUGUUCUGUCAUGGUCACAGGCAGGAAGACCUUGCAAUGUGAGGACAACCAAUACCAAAUACUUUGUCAAUGUUAUAGUCUUUUCUUUAGAAAAUGAAAAUAGUUCAUUUAAAGCAUCGGUUUGUCAUUAUAUCAUAGUUUAUCAUAAUAAUGGAAAACCUUUCAUAAUAGCUCAUUACACUGUCAACGGUAUUAAUUUCUUGCCAAGUCUUAUUUUAAUAAGCCAAAAUUCAUCAGUUGAAUAAUCACAUUCUGUUUCCAGUAAACAUUUAUGUAUUAUUGCCACAUAGUACUGAGCAAAAAAGCUACAUAUUUCAUUAGGCUUGAGAACUACAACAUACAGUAUAUAUAUCAUGCAGUUGCAUUCAGUUAGUAAUUCCUUGGUAAUUAAAUAAUUUGGGGGCUACAAUGGGAUGCUGAGCAGCGGAUUUCUUGAAGAGAUUUAGCACCACCUUGCUGCUGGAGUACUGAAUUACAGGCUGUAAAAUGUUGCUCUGAACAAGGCUUCCGGAUCAAUAUGCAAUAUUUUCUGAGUGCUAUGGCCAGCUCAAGCUAUCCACACACAAUUUGAUUGAAGUGCUCCUACUAUCCAAGAUUCUCUAAGUUAGCAUGAAACAUAGAACGGAACCACCCGUUGGUUUUCAUAGGACUUAUGGAUUUAUGAAAUAAGAGAUUAGACGUGUGACCAUUUGGGAGUUUACAUCCAGAAAUCCACACGCACACACACACACACACACACACACUCACAAAGACACACACACUUUUCUUGCAGCAUUUUCCACAGUUCACUUUGUGUUUCCAAUCGGUUUCCAGGGUUUUGUCAGAUCAGACAUGUCAUUGGUUUGUGAUCCUCAGUGACUGAGACGCAGGAGGCAGUGUGUAAAGUGCAUUAGAUGGUCCCUCUGCUACAGUGUGGGGUGGACGGAACCUGGUGACUGUUACUGUGUAGAGCCCAUGCACAGUUGGCAUGGCAACUACAGAUCUCUCUUUCUUUUCCUGUCUCCCCUUUUCUGCAUGGGAGGGGGAGGG
Molecule: messenger RNA, 4813 nt
Organism: Anguilla rostrata (American eel)
Lineage: Eukaryota; Metazoa; Chordata; Actinopteri; Anguilliformes; Anguillidae
Product: serine/threonine-protein kinase DCLK2-like
Exons: 16
Coding region: 689-2899 (736 amino acids)
Biological process (GO): protein phosphorylation; intracellular signal transduction
Cellular component (GO): microtubule cytoskeleton
Molecular function (GO): ATP binding; protein kinase activity
Source: RefSeq, a predicted model, not a curated record